CCUAUUUUGGCGGCUUUCCUAUCCGUUCUACAAGAGUUUAGCGAGACUGGAGACACAAAAAAAGCAGUGGGCUUCUUUAUAAAUGAAAGAUUCUACUGCUAAACAGUAAAGCUAGUCGCUGUUGAAGCAACCGAACGGUGGAUUCAUACGGAGAAAACGAGGAUUACGAAGGCCAUUAAAUAGUUUCGACUGCUCUAAGGUAUAUUCGAGUUAGUGGUAUCGAAGCAGCUACCUCGAACGUUCGAUAAUCAGCCAGUGACUAGAUCGGAUAAAAACGUCUGCAACACAACGAUAAAACAGUCUACGGGAUGAGUUCGCCGUUCCCAGCCAUUCUGAGUUUGGGCGUAGUCGCCAUUAUUGCGCAAACGAGUGUCAACUCUUCGCCGACAGAUUCACAUUAUAAUUUCAAGGAGAAGAUUGUCCAUUUAGAUCUCAAAGGAGCGCCUUUAGCAAUCUCAUACAUGGAAAAGGUGUUUCCUUUGCUUCGAAAAAUGGGUGCUACCGGUUUACUUAUUGAGUACGAAGACAUGUUCCCCUAUUCAGGCUCUCUACGUAACCUCACCGCUCUAAAUCACUACUCGGUAGAAAAUAUCAAUCGGCUCUUAGCGGCAGCGCAAUCGAACAACCUUACGACGAUGCCGCUAAUUCAAACCUUCGGCCAUCUCGAAUUUAGUCUGAAGUUAGAAGAACACAUCGAACUUCGUGAAAACAGUACAAACCCGCAGGCAUUGUGUCCGUCUUUGAAUGAAAGUAUGCAAAUGAUUCGUGAGAUGAUUCGCCAGGUUGUUGAUCUUCACAAAGGCUAUAUUACCCAUCUUCACAUCGGAAGCGAUGAGGUGUUUGUCAUUGGCCAAUGUUCUAGGUGCAAAGCGAGAAUGGUCCUCCGCAAAUGGACAACAGACGAUUUGUUCCUUGAUCAUGUAUUCGAAGUGGCUUCAGCUGUCAAAGAACUCGGUAUCCAGCCCGUGAUGUGGGACGACAUGCUUCGAAAGGUUGAUAUGUCAAAACUGUCACAGUACAAAAACCUAAGCUCUCUUGUCGAAAUCAUGGUAUGGCAGUACUCGCAAAUUCUAUCUUCUGAUGUGCUGCUCGCAAUGGAGAAGUAUAUCGCGCUUAAUUUUCCUGGAAUAUGGGUGGCCAGUGCUUUCAAGGGAGCUACAGAUCCGACCUAUCAACUCCCUGAUUACACGACCCGCCUGGGAAACAAUAUUGCCUGGGUUUUAAUGGCCAGAAUCUUCGAAGACAGACUGAACAUCAAAGGCAUCGUCCUCACCGGUUGGCAACGGUUUGACCACUUCACUGCUUUGUGCCAACUCUUCGCAUCAUCCGUACCAGUGCUUUCACUUUGUCUUGCAUAUCUCAAUACGGGAUCCUACGAUACCAAGGUCUUGGGGGAUAUUCAGAAGCUGCUGAGGUGCAAUCAUCCGAUAGCUCUAGAUGAUUUUUCCCAGCCACUGCUUGCGUGCGACUACCCGGGAUCGAAGGUCCUCAUUGCGAUACAACAAUAUAAUCAAAUUCGUCAAAAAAGACUGCUUACAGAAGCUAAAAAUACUUACAAGGCAACGAUGACAGCGAUGAACCGGAAUCACAAUUUUAGCAGUCCUUCAACUUUACGUUCUGCAAUCUCAGAGAUUAUGGCUAUGCAACAGCUGGUUAAGACAGUACAAGAAAAUCUGAAUGAGCUCGCCAGUAUCACGGAUGAGGCCACCCUGCGAGAAUGGACGGAUACAUACCUCAGCCCAGAAAUCGCCUGGAUCAAUGAAGUUCAACGAGCUGCAGAUAAUAUGCUCUGCCGUAACGCAUGGCCUCGUAGGCCGCUUUAUAAUGACACACACUAAUGACAUUUUUCAGACUCGAGUAAUUUUUUCCGGAUAUCGAAGGGUGGCAUUAUUUUUAAUCACAUGCUUAAGCUGUAGCAUACUAUUCGAUAUUUAAGAAGAAGAACAUAGUAUCCAAGAAGUAGGCACAAUCUUAUGGCACUACGAUGUAAGUGGUACCAUAGGGGUACCUCGAUCGAGAGAAUGUAAUUUUUGGUGGUGUAACUCUGACAUAAAAUAUAUGGCAGUACCAACCGCUUAUUACUUACUUUAUUGUUUUACUCAGAAUGUCGAAGAAAAACCCUAUCCACUUCUCGAGAAAAUUUCGGGUCAGGUACUUCUGACAGCUUCCAAGUACUGCCAGCAUGUCGUAUACUCUGCUUUCGUCAAAUGUUGCAGUCAGUUAGCUGAAUGGCGCAAAAUUAACAUCGGUUACAGGAGUUCACCUACCGGGCACACACGAUCCAGAGCGUGACGGCGGGUUUAUUGCUAUUUUAUUAUUAUUGCUCUAAUAAUAGCAUCUUUAUAGUGUUUUGAAUAUAUAGCUUGAAUUUUCUCCCUUGCAUGGUGAGUAAGCGAACCCCGAAUUAGCCUGGGCGCAUCAUCUUUUAAGAAUGUGUUACUAAGAUAUUGUUUACGGUUAUUUUCCUUCACUAAUUAUGCUAGUAUAUAAUCUCUGAGCUGGUUAUUAGCUGCUAGAUAGAGCUGGUAGCUCCGAAUUAUGGUUAUAAGGCUUUAUGUUGCGACAAAUAUUUUAGUAGCUUGCGGCAAAUCGCUUUCAGACAACUUUUCGACCCAACAAAUGCUACUUUCAAUCUUAUCGCAUUAGACAUUAAAAGGGGUAUGCAUGCCAGAUGGGAUCAUCACGAUUACGUUGUCUUUAAUAUUGGCCACAAAUCGCGUAAGAAUCAUUUGUCUUAUAUUGUGCCUUACACAGCCUUUGUGACGGAUAAGCCAUUUCCAAGUUUCAGACUAACCUUGAAGAACACGUCGGAGAAGCUUCACAGCAUAAAAUCUUUCGAUGUACACGGUUAUGGAUCUAUAUCAAAAUAGUGGGUUUGAGAAGCAACUUGAAAUACGACUGGGUUUCAUAAUACGCUAUGAUCGAAAUCCAUCAUCUAUUAACCUUUGUGCUUUAGAAGAUAGAUUUGCGUCGAACGGAUAUGUCACUAUUUGUAGGUAAGAGUUCGUGCUCCCCGGAAAGAUUUGUCGGACGGCUAACGUUAGUGGGACGUUGUGAUCUAUAUUCGAACCUGUGCGUAGGCGCACUUCGUUUUGUAUUGGGAGCCAGCUGUCUGAUGGAAUACCUACCGAAUAGGUUAGGAAGCUUGUAGGAUGCUAGCACUUCAUACGUUGUCACAUAAGCAACUUUAUCUGAUAUCUUUGCAAGUGUAUUCUUUGGCUCUUAAUUCAACACGCGACUAUUGGGUAUCUAUAAUGGUUCCACGUGCAUUGUCGAUGUUAUAAUAUGGCAGUAUUCAAACCUGAUUUCUUCAGACGUUAUAGCCGCUAUGGAGAAAUGUACGUCGUUCGAGUUUUGCUCGAUAUGGAUUGCGAGCGUGAUUAGCGGCGCAGUGAAUCCGACAAGUCAAAUGCGCUUGCCUCAGUGAUGACAUCUUGCGGUACGUGGCAGCUUUCGUGAAGUCAAUUUUGGUGGAAUCGUGUUUACCAUGUGUGAGGUACCGACAGCGUUAGACCUGCUAGAUUGUUUAUGUUGUGAGUUAGCUUAGAAAAAGUAGCGUCUUUGUCUUUAAUGAACUAAACCAUACUUGUACACGGUGACGAGCGUAGAAAGAAGCGUGGCAAUUUUUGGUAAGCUUGUAACGUUUUCAUUCUAACAUUGCUCUACUGUGACGAUGACAGAUGGGUCUUUAUCUGAAAUGGGAACUUAGAUGCCACCUAAGUUGUUCAAAUGCAUGAAACCCUUCAUCUUUCUCACGGCGGAGCGGUAUUGAAAUGAAAACGUCAGAUCUCUACUUCGAAGUAAGUUCGGCUAAAUACUAUGCUUCAUGCUCGUGUGAUACGGCAAGUAACAGGUUUUAUCAACCAUGAUGGCCAACGUGAUACCUUGCUUAUUACGUCUAGAUAUUCGUAUAUACGUAGAGAUUCGAGUCUAUAGUGGAAAGAAGAUUGGUGCUAUUUAGGACUCCUCGUUUAUUUUUGCGUACUAUAAGAAAUCAUUAUUGAUGCUGUUCUAUAAUACUCUCAAGACACUCCCAUUUCUAUUUAGCAAUUUGCUGCUACAAGGCCAUAUAGAUAAACAUAAAACUCUAUAUAGAUGCGACAAAUUUCGAAUAGUUUCCUCUUUACUUGUUUGUUGAUUUUAAGCAAAGGAUAGAGAUCUUGGUCAUCGUCAGGUGAUUCAAUCUUUAAAAAAGUAACUAAACCAUAAAUCUUGCGCAGUGGGUAAAUAAAUGAAAUUACAUGACUGAUAGACACUGUGAAUUUAUUUUACUCAAUAAAAUUCACAGUAUCUAUCAGUAAAAUUACCCCUUUCCAAUGUUUUAUCAGCAAAUGAAAUAAUUCAAUAGUAAUUUACGUCAUCUCCACUAUAAUAUACGAUAUUGACUUCUAACGCCUAAGUACCCGGUAUUACCCAGUACAUUUGGUUUUCAUGUCGCUGCCAAUUAUAUCUGUACGUAUCUGGAGAGCGGUUUGCUUUUCUAGAUUCUGGUGCUCAGGGCAAAGGAUCCGGAGCAGUGAAAGGCAUCAAGCAAUCUUCAGCGCCUUAAAUUAUUGUUUUACCAGUAAUGCCGCGCGCUUACUGGUUAUAGCCAACUCAAAAAACGAGAUUUCGAUAUGUAUCAAAAUCGUUAUGCCGUUGUAGAUUUAUCCACGGUUAGCGCUAAGCAGAUCUAGAAGCGUUCGUACGACGCUGAUAAUUGCAGUAGCAACAAUAGCAACAAUACCAAGUGACGAAAAUAAAAUUGGGAUAUUUAUAUGCGGACUCCUGUAUGCUGCUGUUUAAACAUAAAGCGUGCAAUAAAUUUUUCUUAAAUUCGACCAUCUGUCCCCAAUCAAUCACUUUCACCUAUUAUGGUUCGUGUUGUUUACACGAACACUUCUCAAUACCCCAAUGAUCAUCUAUUCCGAAUUAAGUUUCAAGGGGUGAUUUGUCAAUUAACUGGAUUUUAGCCAUAUCCUCCAUGUUUAUCAACGGCGAAAUCUAUCAUCGGGCAGUGUCAGAGGUAAAUGCUAUUCCCACCAUAUGCAUAACAACUAGCGAUAACCCGCAGCUUAUACGUACACGUAUAAGCAUAUAUGGAGAUCGCAUUAUUUAUUAUAUAUGUCAUUUCCAUAUGAUGUUCGGCAGCCCUUAAAGGAAUUCACGCACACCUCUCUAAAGCGGCUGGGAAUUUUUUGUAAACUACGUUCACCUCCGUUAAAGCAUUUCCAGCGUGAAACUGCCCCAAGAACGGCCACCCUAUAUAAUAAAAGUCGGCGUAAUUUUUUGAUAAAUACAAGAGGCUUCUGACUACACUUUACUGGAAGUUUACCAUAUA
This is a messenger RNA of Varroa destructor (honeybee mite), 5320 nucleotides long. RefSeq names its product hexosaminidase D-like. Gene Ontology annotation, biological process: carbohydrate metabolic process. The record is from RefSeq and is a predicted model, not a curated record. Gene Ontology annotation, molecular function: hexosaminidase activity. NCBI's taxonomy places the organism in Eukaryota, Metazoa, Arthropoda, Arachnida, Mesostigmata, Varroidae.